UUUGUCUGUCACAGAAAAUUUUUACAAUCCUAUUAGUUUAUUCAGAAUUCUCUGCAACAUGUUGAUCCUCUUGCUGACCGAGUUACUGAGUCAGAGACUUUUCAUCAAUUUCGUAAACGCUCUGCAAAGAAUGAUGUCCAAUGAGUCUUCUCUACGUAGAAAUUUUCUACCACCCUGCUAAGCUACAACUUCAACGAGUCUUGUCUAUGUACAAAUUUUCUACAACCACAUUAACCUGUUCUGAAAUUUCUACAACGUGAUGUUUCCUCUGCAGACCGUGUCAACUGGGUGAAUGCUGGAGAAGAUCUACAUAUCAGUAAUAGGAAAAUGAUAUGGACUUAAAAUUCCUGAUAUAUACAAGUCUUUUCUCCAUGUCUUGUUCGCUAAACCAACACCAAUUAGGAUUACUUAAAUAAAAAGCUGCAUUUGUAGUGAAACUUUUGCUUUUAACUUUGGGAAUGGGGUGUGGAUACUUCUGGUCAUGUUUUUACAUCAAUACUGUUGUUUGUCUGUUGUUCUUUCCGUCAUCGACAUUUGCAAUUGCUGGGAACGACACCGAUAGACUAGCUUUGCUGGAAUUCAAGGCCAAAAUAGAUGCUGAUCCUUCUGGGGUUCUGAGCUCGUGGAAUGGUUCCAUCCACUUCUGCCAGUGGUAUGGGGUUACCUGUAGUCGCCGGCACCAGAGGGUCACAGUAUUGGACCUCAAUUCCUUGAAACUUGUGGGCACCAUAUCUCCACACAUUGGAAACUUGAGCUUUCUAAAGGUACUAGACCUUAAAAACAAUAGCUUCCGCCAGUAUAUUCCUCCUGAAGUUGGUCGUUUGAGAAGACUGCAUACACUCUACUUAUAUAAUAAUUCACUCAGCGGUGAAAUCCCAUCCAAUCUUUCUACGUGCUCUGAUCUUACUAUUUUAAGUCUUGUAAACAACCACCUAGUAGGAGAAAUUCCAGCUGAGCUUGGCUUGCUAUCGAAGCUCCAAUAUCUUUCUGUAUCCUGGAACAAUCUAUCAGGAAGUAUCCCUCCUUCUCUUGGCAACUUGUCUUCUCUUGCUACUCUUUCUGCAGCGUUAAACAAUUUUGUUGGGAACGUUCCUGAAGCUUUUGGGCGACUUAGAGAUCUGACUUUUUUGGGCCUUACCAUGAAUCAGUUGUCUGGCAUCAUCCCUUCCUCGAUCUUCAAUCUUUCUUCUAUCACACUUUUGGACGUAGGAAGCAAUCAAUUUGAAGGAAAUCUUCCCACAGAUUUAUUCAUCUCUCUUCCAAAACUUGAGACCCUGAGCAUAGCCUAUAACCAAAUUAAUGGUCCCAUUCCUAAUUCAGUAUCCAGUGCUUCAAAUCUACGAGAACUUCAGUUGCAGGGAAACAAACUCACCGGGAAAGUUCCUUCGUUAGAAAGGCUGAAUGUUCUAGGGCUUUAUAUUGAUCACAAUCUUCUUGGAAAGGGAGAAUUUGAUGAUUUGGGAUUUAUCUGUUCUUUGACUAAUGCCAGCAUUUUGGACGAGUUGUAUAUAAGCAGGAACAACUUUGGAGGGGAAAUACCUGAGUGUAUUAGCAACUUGUCAUCUAAUCUUGCAAUGUUGUCACUAUAUGAAAAUCAAAUAUCUGGAAAAAUUCCAGCAGGCAUUGGGAAUCUCGUGAACUUGGAAUCAAUAGAGAUGUAUAAGAACAAGCUUUCAGGUAUCAUUCCCCAAAGUAUUGGAAAUCUGCAAAAUCUAGUGAGAUUGAUUUUGGAUGAAAACAAGAUCUCUGGACCUAUUCCAUCCUCUCUUGGAAAUCUAACAAAUUUAAAUAGACUUCAUUCUGCUGACAAUAACCUUCAAGGUACCAUCCCUUCAAGUCUAGCUAAUUGCAAAUAUUUGCAACUGCUGGAUUUUUCUCGUAACAAUCUUACUGGUACCUUACCCCCACAGGUUAUUGGACACUCAUCCUUGUCGAUUUAUGUUGGUUUUGCUCAAAACAAUCUCAGUGGUUCCCUUCCAAGAGAAGUAGAAAAUUUGAAAGACCUGGGUAUCUUAGAUGUCUCUGACAACAUGUUAUCAGGUGAGAUACCAAGCAGUCUUGGGAGCUGUAUAAGACUUGAGUACCUAUACAUGAAGGGGAACCAAUUCCAAGGGCCCAUUCCUUCAUCUCUGAGUUCAUUGAGAGGUCUUCAAGUUUUGGAUUUGUCUUAUAACAAUUUGUCCGGCCAAAUCCCUGAAUUUUUGGGAGGUUUUAAUUUAACAAUCAAUCUUAACUUAUCUUUCAAUAAUUUUGAAGGCAGAGUGCCAACUGAUGGGGUCUUCAAGAAUGCAAGCAUUACUUCAGUCAUGGGAAACACUAAGCUUUGCGGAGGCAUACCUGAGUUCCAACUGCCUGCGUGCAGCUUCGAAAGGUCUGACAAAAAGAGACUAAAGGUCAUUGCUGCUACUAUAGCAGGAAGUUUAGGAGCAAUUUUGGUGGUUUUGUCCCUUGUAUUUCUUUUGAGAUUAAGAAAGAAAAGUCACAAACCCGCUUCAUCCUACUCAGAAAAUUCCCUUCUGAAACUUUCAAAAGUGUCAUAUAGAGAUCUCCACAAGGCCACUGAUGGGUUCUCCUCAGCAAAUUUAGUUGGUACUGGCAGUUUUGGGUCUGUAUAUAAAGGAAUUCUUGAUGAAGGUGGACCAAUGAUUGCUGUUAAAGUGCUCAACCUCCAGCACCAUGGAGCAGCUAAGAGUUUCAUGGCUGAGUGUGAAGCCUUGAGAAAUAUCAGACAUAGGAAUCUUGUAAAGAUAAUAACUGCAUGUUCAGGUGUUGAUUAUCAAGGCAAUGACUUCAAGGCACUGGUAUAUGAGUACAUGGAUAAUGGAAACCUUGAGAAGUGGUUGCAUCCACCAGUAUCAGUAGAUGGCAAUCAUGAGGAACCAAGGAAUUUAAAUCUUCUUCAGAGAGUAAAUAUUGCAAUUGAUGUUGCUUCUGCAAUUGAAUAUCUCCAUCAUCAUUGUGGAAAUCCAAUAGUUCACUGUGAUCUCAAACCGAGCAAUGUUCUACUCAAUGAUGAAAUGACUGCCCAUAUUGGUGACUUUGGACUAGCAAAAUUCCUCUUGGAAAACAUCCAGAAUAAUUCUACUAAUCAAUUCAGUUCUAUUGGAUUACGAGGAACUAUUGGUUAUGCUCCUCCAGAGUAUGGAUUAGGAAGUGAAGUUUCAACCUAUGGUGAUGUUUAUAGUUAUGGUGUUCUCUUGCUGGAGAUGUUUACGGGGAAGAGGCCCACAGAUGACAUAUUUAAAGAAGGUUGGAACCUUCACAAAUUUGCAGAAUCAGCUUUACCAAAUAGAGUGGAUGAGAUUGUAGAUCCAAUUCUCUUUCAAGGAAAAAGCCAUUUAGAGAAUCCAAGGAGCGGAAGCGAUAACAAAACUAUGAUGGAAUGUUUUAUUUUCAUGGUUGGAAUUGGAAUUGCUUGCUCUGCUGAAUUGCCAGCAAACCGAAUGGACAUCAGUGAUGCUGCCAAAAAGUUGUGUCUGAUCAGAGACAAGUUAAUGGCCCCCUGAUGGAGAAAUGUACACCUGAACCAGCAGGUGCCAAGGUUGAGAAGUGUCAACACUUACAAAAUAUAUUGUGCCAUGCGCGGAUAUUGCAGAGAUGCAACCUUUAUCUUUCUAUGUUGCAUUUAGUUAUCAACCUCCAAUGUAUAGUGUAUAUAUAUAUAUAUAUAUA
This is a messenger RNA of Hevea brasiliensis (rubber tree), 3672 nucleotides long. RefSeq names its product putative receptor-like protein kinase At3g47110. The transcript has 3 exons. Gene Ontology annotation, molecular function: protein kinase activity; ATP binding; protein binding. The record is from RefSeq and is a predicted model, not a curated record. Gene Ontology annotation, biological process: protein phosphorylation. Bases 459 to 3506 code for a protein of 1015 amino acids. Lineage: Eukaryota; Viridiplantae; Streptophyta; Magnoliopsida; Malpighiales; Euphorbiaceae.